AUGGCAGAAGCAGAGACCGAAGGAGCUGGUGUGAAGCGCGUUGGGUCCAGCAUGGAGAGUCUCCGGCGCAAAAAAUUCAAGCUGUCAGAGCUGCCCAUUUCCACGGCUCAGCGGACUACGAUAGAAAAUCUGUUAUAUUCUUUCAAGAAGAAAGGGGGCUUUGAUGCUGUCCGGAAAGAAGUUUGGGCCAAAUUCAAUGAUAGCGAUGCUAAGAACUCAUUUACAGCGUCGUUAAUUGAAAUGGCCGAGUCGGAAAUCGAACGUGACCCGUCCUUACUAUCCCGCGAGAGAGGGAAGGCUGCUACCCUAAUAUCUGGAGCCGUUGACCGCAGUGACCUACAUUCGGGGAUAGAAGAAACAGUCGACGCAAUAAUAUCCAACCAUAUUGAUGAGAUUCUAGCCUCUCUACGCAAAAUUCGCGCUCAAGACAUUGGCCAGGAAGCAGCAAAUGCCGAAAUAGCCAAGGGGCUUACCACAGAUGCUGAGUACGAGAAGCAGGUUCAAGCUAAAAGAGAUGAGCGUGAGAAAAUUAGACAGAAAGAACUAGAGAUUGAAAGGAAAGCGGAGGAAGAAAGAAAGAAAGCUGAAGCCGAAGAGAAACGGCGCCAACGUGAGUUACGAAAGCAAAGGGAGGAAGAAGACCGGAAACGACGAGAGGAACGAGAGCAAAAGCGGCGGGCGGAAAGGGAAAAGCAACGCGAGGAAGAUAGGUUGCGAGAAGAACGGCGAGAACGAGAGCGGGAGGAACGAUAUGAACGAAGAAGGCGAGAGGAGAAAGAACGCUACCGGGAACGAGAACGGGAACGGGAGCGUGACUAUGACAGAGACAAAAAUAGACGAUCAGAUCUUGACCGCGGAAGAGACGGGAGUGGUACGCCACGAGAUACAUCCAGGGCGCAUAAGACUCCAGCUCCCCCUGUGGAUGAGAAAGCGCUGGAAGAUGCAGCCCUUGAACUGCUGCUAAAAGAAGGAAAAGAGCUUGCUGCUAAGUCCCGACAAAAGCCGGAGUUCGACUUUGAGCAGGCCGAAGCCCUGGAGAAUGGCCAAGUUCUACAGCCUGCUAAUACUACCACUCGAAUCGCCGGCGUGGCCGCAGCAGGUCCAGAAGCAGAACUAGAACAAGGAGGUCCUCAAGGCAUGAUGACAGAUAUCGAGAUGCCGACUCAGAUAGGAGAGAGCCAGAAAGGCGGCCUCGUGAUUUUGAUGUAUACCGGCCUGGAGAACGAGACAGACGAGACCGGGACGACCAUUCUGUUCGUGCUAGGUCUCGACGACGGAGCAGGACUCGGAGCCGGAGCAGAGUUCUAG
Messenger RNA from Trichophyton benhamiae CBS 112371, 1308 nucleotides. RefSeq lists its product as uncharacterized. The transcript is spliced from 3 exons. The coding region runs from base 1 to 1308 and encodes 435 amino acids. Lineage: Eukaryota; Fungi; Ascomycota; Eurotiomycetes; Onygenales; Arthrodermataceae. The record is from RefSeq and is a predicted model, not a curated record.